AUGAUGUUGACCUUAUUGAUUUCCGGUCCUAAACAACCCGGAAAUGAUAUAGACAUCUACUUGGAGCCUUUGAUUAAUGAUUUAAAAUCUUUGUGGGAUGGGAUUAGAGGAGUGUAUGAUGCACAUAAUGGAGAAUACUUUACACUCAGAGCUGCAUUAAUGUGGACAAUUAAUGAUUUCCCCGCUUAUGGAAACUUAUCUGGUUGUGUUGUUAAAGGAUAUAAAGUUUGUCCAAUAUGCGGCGAUAAUACACCUAGUCACAGGUUAAAAAAUGGCCACAAAAUUUGUUACAUUGGGCAUAGAAAAUGGUUACCAAUCAAUCAUCCAUAUAGGAGGCAACGUGCAACUUUUAAUGGGAAACUUGAAUAUGGCACGCCUCCCGAGCCAUUAACCGGAGAAGAAGUGCUGCAUAUGGUUGAAUAUGGUGACAGAGUUUGUUGGAAAAAGAAAUCGAUAUUCUUUGAUCUCGAGUAUUGGAAAUACCUUCUUAUGAGGCAUGUCCUAGAUGUUAUGCACAUUGAGAAGAAUGUUUGCGAUAAUAUCAUUGGUACAUUGCUAGAGAUCCCUGGAAAAAAUAAAGAUGGGAUUGCUGCUCGAUUAGAUUUAUUGAACAUGGGGGUCAAAACUGAUUUGCAACCCGCGUAUGGAAAAAGACGUACUCGUUUGCCUCCCGGGCCUUGGAAUUUGUCAAGAGCAGAGAAGAUAGAGAAUCGUACUCGUCCCGAAGGUUGCAUUGCUGAGCGGUAUAUAGCUGAAGAAGCUGUAGAGUUUUGUACCGAGCAUUUAUAUGAUGUUAGUACAGUUGGAGUGCCUUCAAGCCAAAAGAUGGGAGUUUCAAAGCCAUUAUCAGGUUGCACAGUGAGCGUAGUUGAUCGAGACCUGUUGAACCAAGCACAUCUAUAUGUCUUGGAGAAUACAGAGGAAGUCCUACCUUAUAUCGAGCAACAUAUGAUCCACAUCAAGACCGCUUAUCCAAAAUUUAGAAAGAGAACAAAGUGGCUGCAGGAUAAGCACAAUAGCACUUUCAUUCAAUGGCUACGCUUCAAGGUUCAAAGUGAACUUAAUGAGGAAGACAAUCAUGGCGUAUCAGAAAAUUUAAGGUGGCUAGCAGCUGGUCCAAACAUGGCAGUGCCAUCAUAUAGGAGCUAUCUUAUUAAAGGUAUUAAAUUUAACAUCAAGGCACAAGAUGAUGUGCGGACAACUCAAAAUAGUGGAAUUUAUUUACUUGCACAUACCAUGCAAGUUGCUAGUGCCAAGGAUAAAAACCCAAUUCUCUCAAAUAUGGGUUUCUAUGGUGUCAUUCAAGAAAUUUGGGACCUUGACUACCAAAAGUUUACAAUCCCAGUCUUUAGGUGUGAUUGGAUAGAUAGUACUUCUGGUCUUGUAGUCGACGAACUUGGAUUUACCCUUGUAGAUUUGAGUAAAAUUGGACAUAGGAAUGACCAAUUUGUUUUGGCUUCUCAAGUCAAACAAGUAUUUUUUGUUGACGACACGAUGCAUCGUGGUUGGUCGGUAGUGUUAUCAAUGCCUAAUAGAGAAUAUAAUGAUGUUAUUGGUGAUGAUGAUGUCUUAGGUGAUGUGAGAAUUGAGUGUGAGCCAUUUACUAGAGGGAUGCCAAAUGUUGACACAUUUGAUGAGUUAGUGGGUGAGUUUGGGAGUCAAAAUAUUCGAGAUGGGUGUAAAGAUAUAUGGAUUGAAUGA
Molecule: messenger RNA, 1701 nt
Organism: Prunus armeniaca (apricot)
Lineage: Eukaryota; Viridiplantae; Streptophyta; Magnoliopsida; Rosales; Rosaceae
Source: the annotation of a GenBank genome assembly